AAACUUAAUUUAUUUUGCAAAAUAAUUUGAUCAAUCUGUUAGAUCGGUGUGUGUCAAGCUUAAAUUUGUGUGCAUUUAUUAUAUGACAAGUCCAGAUGUAAAUAAUUUUCUCGAGUUGAAAACCCUUUCUAAUAAAAAAAAAGGAAAAUAUUUGGACAGUUGUCAAAUGUGUCAAAACGCUUAUUGUGUGUCUUGUAAUAUAGUUAUUAAUUAAAAACAAUACAAUGGAAAAUAAAUUUGGCAAUAUUCUAAAAAAUAGCACUAACAAUACUGAAAUAGAAUCCAAAGAAAUCUUAAAGAGGAAGAUGCAAAUGAAGUCAGAAGCGAUUUUGUUGUUGAGUCAGGAGCUGGAUCAAUGUAGGAUGCAACGAGAUCAGUUUAAAUUAAUGGCAGAACAAAUCCAGGAAAGAUUUCUGCGUUUGAAGAAGCAGAUGUGUGAAACCAAAGAAUCGAAUAGAUGCUACAGUUUAGAUGAAGAUUUUAAAACCUUGGAUUUAUUGACAGAGGCACGAGAGCAGAAUAAAUGUCUCAGACUACAAGUUGAAACAUUAAGGCAAAAGCUAUCAGAUGCCGAAGCUGAUAUUAAGGCAUUACGUACAAAUAGCAAUCGUACAAUGGUUGAGCAACAAGAUGCUCAACUUGCACCAGUAAUGCAUCAAAGAGAGGAAAUGAUAGAGCAAUUAGAAGAAUUAAAUUUAAAAUGUUCACAGUUACAAACAGAUUUACAAAUAGUAUUGGAUGAGAAACAUGAGCUAGAGAUGGAAAGGGAUGCUUUCAAAUGUAAGGCACAUCGUUUAAAUCAUGAGCUAUCUAAAGCUUUGAGUGCCUCUAAGCCAGUUGAUCUAGAUGCACUUAUCAAUGAAAAUAGAUAUCUACAAGAAAGACUGCAGCAAUUACUGGAAGAAAAGGAACUUACACGUCAAUCUCUGUCAAAGUAUAAGAGUAUGUUGGAUAGUAAAAGAACUAAAGGAAAUAUUAAGUUGGGAGUAAAUUCUGCAGCUGGAACAGUAAUGACUCACAAACAAGUUGAACAGCUUCUUCAGGAAAGUUCUUAUAUACCACCUCAGAAAUCUGCUGCUGCCGUUACUGAUUUACGGUGUCUUUGUACUGCCUUGUUAGAAGCUUUAAAUGACAAAACUUUGGCUUUGGCACAUCAGAAGAAAGCAAAUAAAAUAUUGGCAUUGAGAAUUUGUGAAUUGGACAGUGCAGUGCAGUCACCAACCAUGAAACUCUUGGAGGGAUACACAAGCGCCAAUGUUGAUUUAAGAUGUGAUAAUGAUUUAGAUCAUACAACUAAUUGUAAUAUAGAUAAUAUUGAGGAAAACAGUAUUAUAACAAACGAGAAUAAUGUACAGUGUAGCUCAUCUGAGAGUCAAGUUAUGCAACAAUUGCAAUCGAUACAAAUGAGUCUUCCAAAGAACUUGGGAGUAUUGGUUCAAAAAGCGCUAAAUAAUCUGAAAGAUAAUGAUAAACAAAAGAUAUGAAAAUAGAAAUGUCCAAUAUACAGAAAAAUAUGUGAACGUGCCUCCCCAUACAAAUAUCAUGUAUAUAUAAAACGUAUUUCUGUAAGUAGAAACUGUUAUACACUUUAUUGGAGCAUAUAAAUCUUAAAAAUCUAGUAGAAAAAUUUAAUUUCUUUCUGUAUAAAUCAUAUUUGUUUAGAAACAGCACACAUAAACUCAACUUAAAAAAUCAACUUAUCAUAAGUGUUGGCAUGACAGCAAGUGCUACUUAAUAUUUUUAUUAAAUUUGCAGUUAACAUAUAGUAAUCACAAAAUUUUGAUGGAAAUGAUUUUAUUUAUAUACAUAUAUAUAAUGAUGAUAGACAAUUUAUUAUACAACAUUUGUUAUAGCAAUUGGAUUGACAUAUCAUUUACAUGUAACAUGUAACUGCAGCAUC
Molecule: messenger RNA, 1900 nt
Organism: Formica exsecta
Lineage: Eukaryota; Metazoa; Arthropoda; Insecta; Hymenoptera; Formicidae
Product: coiled-coil domain-containing protein 149
Exons: 9
Coding region: 225-1484 (419 amino acids)
Source: RefSeq, a predicted model, not a curated record